Molecule: messenger RNA, 2131 nt
Organism: Mya arenaria
Lineage: Eukaryota; Metazoa; Mollusca; Bivalvia; Myida; Myidae
Exons: 2
Coding region: 1-927 (308 amino acids)
Source: RefSeq, a predicted model, not a curated record
AUGGCGGAUGAUGAACUGUUUUGCGACGAACAACAUGACAUUCCAGAGAAAGCCUUGGCAAUCUGUCUUAGACACAAGUAUCUUCUUUGUCUUGAUUGUUUGAUUGAUAAAAAAAUUAACAUCAGACAACCGGAAUGUUAUGUAAAACAUAUAGAUAAGCUUUUGCCUAGUGAGAGACGCUUGGUUGAGGUGUUGAAAGUUAAGAAAUGCCUCGCUGAUCGGAAACGUGUUCUUAUGAGGCACACUAAAACUGUUCGCGAAGAAAUCAAUUCUUUGAAAACUAAAAUACAUUACAAGGCUCAGGAAUUGAUACACAAAGUGGAAGAAAAUGAGGCGAACACGCUGAAGGAUCUUGAAGCCCAAGCGAAGGUACUGUUUGACAGAGAUGAGAAUCAAAUGAAAAAGAUUAUAGAUUUGGAAGAUGAAACAUCUGAAGAAAUCAAACACUUCUCUACACAAGAUGAUAACCUAAAACAAAAUGAGGUUGAACAAUUGGAAGACAAGUUAAAAUAUAUUGCAAUUAUGAAAGACAAUACCGUUUCGAGUUGUUAUACUAAAAAACUGUUGUUAUCGUCUGGCGACAUAAUUGAAUUAGGUACUGUGGAAAUACUCAACCCAAUUCUUAUAAAUGAUAUGGCGGGACAGAAAAAAGAAACAAAGAACACAUGUGGAGGAGAACAAGUAUCGCAAGUUCAACCAUCUAAAUCCGCAUCUAAACCAGCGUCUACGCCUCGUAAAACCCUUAAAUAUAGCCUGUCGUCCACGGAAUCGAACGUUUCAGAAGAGGUUGAUGGUAAAAAGGUGCAUUUAGAUGGAGGUGAAAGACAAACUAAGAAACGCCUUAACUUGUUAGAGUCAAGCACACAUAAAGAGGAAAAUGAAAAUUGCGAUAGUUCCCGGGGAAAAGGCCUUUCAAAGAUCGAGUAAACCCACAACAUGGCGGACCCAGAGUUUCAUCUAUUCCCUGGUUUGAUUGGAUUGGCAAAUAAUCAUAUUCUUGUUCAUGGGAGUUCUGCUAAGGCAAAACAAUCGACAGCAUCCAUUACUAACAUUUUAGUAACUGAUCAAAAUGCGUUGGUAUUGUUUGAUCAAAACACACAUGACAUUAUUGUUUCUAAUUUUUCUGGAGAAAUCAUCAUUAAACACACGCUAUCAAAAGAUCCAAUCAAAAUGACGCAGUAUGAAGAACAUUCAUUUGCAAUUUUGAAUUGUAAAGACUUUAAGAUUCGAAUCUUUGGUGUCAAGAACAAAAACAUAUCAAUAUCGGAUGUAGAUUUGUUAAUUCCUGUCUCAGAAACAUUCCAGGUUCUUGGAUUUGAAUACGACAACAAUUACAAACAAUUUGCGUUAAGCGGGCUUGACCGAGAUGAAGGUUUGUUGAUUCAGAAAAGCGCAGCAGACAAAGAAGAGUCUAAUGUCAGCCGUAAAUUCAAAGUAUCUUCAUCACAACAAAAGUGUGACCCUGGUGACUUAAGAACACUAUAUGAUUUUGAAAGGAAUGCUGUAUACGUACUAAAUACAUCUAAGAAAACGAUAAAAUGCUUCUCAUUAAAAAAAACGUUUAAAUGGAACAAACAGUGCACUGACGUCAGUUUCGUCCCUGAUCAGAUGGUUUUUGACCAUCAGAAUCUGUACAUAACAUCGAAGGGAAACGUCACGAUAUUCUCGAAGCGUUCUGGUGAUACAAAGAGGACACGCAUGGCAUGCAUUGGGAAGUUGAAGGCAAUUUGUUUAAUAAAAAAUACGCACAUAGCAAUUGUGUCGUCUGACUCAACUGAUCCACAAACAUCAAUGACCCUUCGAUGUUUAGCCCUUCCAGAUUGUGAUAGCAUUUGAAGAAGUGCUAAGUAUUUAAAUAAAGACAUAUAACUAGAUAUAACAAAAACAAAAUGAUUCAUAUAAGUAAGAUUUAAACGGUUAAGUUAGAUUGAAUUGGGCCUGUUUAUUUGUACCUAGUUCUAGGAAAUCAGAAUCCAUUUUAUCACAAUACUUUUUUUGAAUACGUCUGCUUAAUGCAUUAUUCUUAGAAGAAAUGUUCAUGCUUAAGAUAUGGUGGAUACAUGAAUGUAUAAAUGACAUGUGAGUGACUGUUAGAUAAUAUGUAUGUUCUUCGUUUUGACAUAUGUUUAUC